Messenger RNA from Cornus florida, 435 nucleotides. RefSeq lists its product as uncharacterized. The record is from RefSeq and is a predicted model, not a curated record. The coding region runs from base 1 to 435 and encodes 144 amino acids. The transcript is spliced from 2 exons. NCBI's taxonomy places the organism in Eukaryota, Viridiplantae, Streptophyta, Magnoliopsida, Cornales, Cornaceae.
AUGACGGACAUUGGCAUCAUAACUUAUUAUCUUGGCAUUGAGGUCAAGCAAAUGAAGGAUGGAAUUUUCAUUCACCAAGAAGGCUAUGCUAAGGAAAUUCUCAAGAAAUUCAAGAUGGAAGAUUGUAAAUUGGUGAACAAACCCAUGGAAGUUAGAAUUAAAUUGUCAAGAGAUGAAGAUGGAGAGUCGGUGGAUCCAACAUUUUUCAAAAGUCUUGUUGGAAGCUUGAGAUACUUAAUAUGCACAAGGCCGGACAUAUUAUUUGCGGUUGGAUUUGUUAGUAGGUUUAUGGAAAGACCCACCAUAACUCAUUUCAAGGUGGCUAAGAGGAUUAUUCGUUACAUCAAAGUGAUUGGGCCGGAGAUUUGGAUGAUAGAAAAAGUACUUCUGGCUAUUGUUUUUUCAUGGGAAAUGUUGCCUUUACAUGGUGUUUAA